Vitrella brassicaformis is the source of this 3404-nucleotide messenger RNA. The record is from the annotation of a GenBank genome assembly. NCBI's taxonomy places the organism in Eukaryota, Vitrellaceae.
CACAGACACCAGCUAGACAGAAAGACACACCGCACACAUCUCCCCCGCUGCCCUUUGGGCUCUCUGCACUGCAACACAAAAGUGGCAGCUGCUGUUUAUCAGGCAAACGCAGCUGGACAGACACAAGGCCUUACACACUUCACACACACAUCAGAGUCAGACCAGAAGAACCUAUCGCUUGUACGGCCGCAUGAUCUCUCUGAUCUUCGGCUUGUCAUAUUUCACCGUAUAGUCCCACGGCGUCUGCCCCUGUUGUGAUGAGAUGAGAUGAGCACACCACUCGACCCAUCGAUGGUGUGAAUGUCUGUGUGUACUCACGUCAUUGUUUUUGAUGUCCAGCAGAGCACCGCCGCCCCACUCGAGCCUUUGAGAAUGACACACACAGGGAGAGAGAGAGAGAGUGUGUGGAUGAGAUGUUCGCGUCAGUCAGUCAUCUGUGUCCCUUACAGCUGAGACACAGCCGCAGAUUUGCCACAGCCUGCAGCCCUAUGGAGUGCCGUGUCUCCAAGCUGUGUGUGUCAUGCACACAAAGGAAAGGCAAUCAAUCAGAUGAGAGAAGACUGUGUGGUCUCACCUUGUUGGUCUGUGUGAGCAGUUUUUCCCCUCCUUCGGCAUACAUUGGCUCCAACACAUCGACAUGACCAUUUCCAGCAGCCAUUAUGAAUGGCGUGUUGCCACGCUGCAAUCAACACACACGCACAGACACACACUGAGGCGUCGGAUACAUGUGUGUGCUCUCUUACCUUGCCGCGUGCGUCGAUCAGUUUGGGAUCCCACGACAGCAGCUGAUUGACCGCGGCAAGACGGCCAUACUCAGCAGCCCAAUGCAGGGCAUUCUCACCAUACUGCAUACCAUCACAGCAACACACAUCUCCUCCUCAUCAUGACCAGUAGCAGCACACAAGAUGGUUUGUCUGUGUCGGUACCUCGUCUGUUUGCUUCAGUACGUCCGGUUUUCUCUCAUGGAUGACUUUCAUGACGCCCACGUGACCCUCCUCUGCAGCCAACAGGAAGGGUGUCCUCUGCAGGAAUGAGAGCACACAGACAGACCACUGAGGGCAUUCCUUUCAUUUUGACCACUGCGUACCGCCGCGUAUCCGUAUCGUUUGUCGAGUAUGUCCUUGCCCUCCUUUGCGAUGAGCAAACGAACCGACUCCUCAUCGUUGUCCCUGACCGCUUUGAAGAUGUCAUUCUGACACACACCCAGCACAAGAACAGCGGCCCAUUGACAAAUGGGGUUCAGCUGGUGUCUUCCUGACGUGUUUGAUCUGCGGCUGUGGGGCGCUCGGCGGUGUCUUCACUACCCGAAGCUGGCUUAAGAGUCCUGCACGACACACACAGAGCCACAGCAAUAUAUUUAUUAUUAUUUCACGACACACAGAGCAUGGAUUGCUGUCGCUCUCUCUCUGUCUGUGUGUGUGUGUGUGUGUGUGUCCCCGCAGACCUCUGUGCUGUGAGGGCGGCUGAGAGGUCUUGGCCAGACUGCUUGUCGGCCCCGUUGUGGUGCUGACAGUGCUCAUGUGGACACCCGACGAAUGGCCGACGGGAGACACACUUGUUCUUGGCGAGGCAGCCGCUGCAGACCACAACGAGAGACACAAUGACGAACACUUCUUAUGUCCGACUCGAGAAGGUGUGAAGAUGGACUUUGUCGCUUUGAGCUUCCAAACAGCCACCUCAGCGGGCCCUUGUGCGAUGGCUCAGCAGCCAUGUUCUCCUUUGCCGUGUCCGUGUCCCUGUCUGGUUGGGGAGGGGAGGGAGUCGGAAGAGGCGAGAUCUUCAACUUGUCGAGGACCUGCCAUCAAGACGCAUCAAGUGUAUGAGCCUUCCUUCCCUUUGUGUGGAUGUGACUUGUCGGGCUGUGGGACGACUGGCCGCCUUAAAGGCAAAACAACUCUGAUAGACGCAAAGAGGGGAAAGGAGGUAGUGAAGGAGAGAGAGAAAAGUAACACAUAUCGUCGGUUGGUCUGCCUUGAUGGCGUCCUUGAUGUGCGGCGGCAGAGAUGCCGGGAUGGCGGGGAUCUGACAUGAAAGGCGACACGUGGUAACAGCAGAGCCAUAGCAGUCUGAUGACAUUGUACCUCUUUCAUGUUGACGACUUUGUGGCUGAUCUGCGGGGGCCCUUUGCCCUCAAACGGCCGCCGACCUGCACCCAAAGUCGGUCGUGGCGCUUUGUUGUUGGGGUAUGUUACAGAGGAUCUGCUGCUGACCUCCGUGAAUCUCCCCCAGUACUGAAGACGCCAACACACACACAGAUGGACAAGAGAGAGACGAUGAAGAAAUAGUUGUGGGAUGGCUUACUGCCGCCCAAAGCCCAUAUGUCCGCCUUGACGGUCAGCUUGUCCACUGAAAGACACAACCACAAGGGCCCCCAGUAACAUCGACUCGCUUUGCUUACAGUCUGUGUCGAAGCCCUCGGGCGGCAUAUAGUUUGCGGUCCCGCCGAUAAAGGUAAGUGUUGUAUUCCUCUGAGCGCCGCGAAUCAUCCCAAAGUCGGAUAUUUUCAGAGUAAGGCGUUCACCCAACUGACAGACAAACAAGUGGGAGAACGACAAGAGCUCUGCAACUCUAUGAAAGAGAGGCUCUCUGUCGUGGCCGACCAGAAUGUUCUCCGGUUUCAGAUCUCUGUGGACGAUGCCCUGAUCAUGCAAGUACUGCAGACCCUCACAGAUCUGUGACCAACACACACACAGAUGAUGAAAGACACAAGAGACCUCUGUGAUGCCAUGUUCCUUUCGACCUGUUUGGCGAACCUGUCUCGCACGUCGGGCGGCAGCGGCCCGUGUUUGGCCAAAUAGUCCGCCAGGGAGCCGCCCUCACACAACUCUGACGAGAAUGAGAAGAGGAGACAUCAGAGGGGACAAGGCCGAUGGACGAGAGGAAGAAUAGACUGACUACCUAGGACAAUCAUGAGUCCGUGUUUGUCGUCUCGGCAGACGCCCAGCAGCUGCACUAUGUUGGGGUGUCGGAGCUGAGCCAUCGGGAAUGCCUCCUUGAGCACUUCCAUGAACUGCGACUGCACACAAACAAACCGAUCCAGCAACAAAGAGGGGGAGGCGUGUUCUUGAGGCUCUCGCUUGCUGGGCACCGCUUGGUCGAGCUCUUCAUUUGCUUUGUAGAUUUUGACGGCCACGGGCCGCCCUCGCAGCUCCCCUCGACGGACAACCCCGAACCCACCACUCCCUGAGGAACGGGAUGACAGACAAACACACCCAUCGGUGCAGCCAAUUCGCCGGGUGGGAGAGUGGUGCUGACCGAGCUCCUUGUCGCUCACAGUGAGGUCCUUGGGGUCGAUCACCAGAUCGACCAUUUGAACAAGAGGAGAGGGGGGGAGGGAGAUUGCGGGUUCUAAGCUCGCGCCCCCUCCCCCUUUCCGGCCGGAAGGGACCUUCGGAAGAGAAAUU